CCGUCCGCCGGUGGACGGAUUACCUGCCAAAGUUGGGGAAAAGGUUCCGUCCACCGGUGGACGGAUUACUGGACAAGGUUUUGCAAGAGGAAUCCGUCCGCCGGUAGACGGAUUACUUGUCAAUGUUUGGGAAAAGGUUCCGUCCACCGGUUGACGGAUUACUGGACAAGAAUGCAAGAGGACGGAUUGCCUGCUAAUUUUGGCGAAUAUUUUUCGUCCACUGGUGAACGGAUUCCUGGAAAAGAAUGCAAGAGGAAUCCGUCCGCCGGUAGAUGGACUGCCUGCCUAUGUUGGCGAAAAGGUUCGGUCCAAUUCAAUUUUUUAAGGACUUUUUUUGCAGGAGUGAUCUUCGUGAUGUUUGCAAAAGGAACUGUGAUACUAACUGGAUUUUUUUUCGCAAUUUUUGCAGAAGGAGUCAACUUGAAGAAUACCUUCAAGGCCGCCUUGCACCAAAAUGGACACCGUGCCGCCGUCAGGUUUUCCGGUCCUGUUGGACUUAAGGUCGCUAAAACGACAUCGCGCCAGAGCUUUAAGGCGCCAACCAUCACACAGGCAGUUGCGAUGAUAGACGGAGAGAAGGCCAUUCCAGAGAUUCGACGGAACCUGCGCCGAAGUAUGAGGAGUUUGCGGAACUUUAUCCGGGACACUGGCGUGGCGGACUGGUUCGAGGAGUUUCCGAUGAGGCGAGAUAUGAUCCUGCUGAUCUCCAGCAACUAUUGCGAUGUUGACCACACGAUGACGAGGGAACGGAUAGGAAGAUCAGGACGAGACCAUUUCAACCUCGAACGUGAUGGACACGGACCUCCGUUUGAUGCGGACGUCGCUGCUUCGUCGCCAUUCGUUCUUCCGGUAGUCCAACAUGCCAACAUUUUUUGCAGGAGGAAUCUGGCCAAAGUUGAAAAUAACACGGACUUGGCCGCCCUCAAUUCGGCGAUCCAUGACCUAACGGCCUUGACCCGUUACGCUCGUCGAAAUCCUGGGUUGAUUGAGUUCAUGAUCGAUAAGAACAUGGAGACGCAGCGUGCGGCAAGAGAGGCUAGUAGGGUGGACAUCCCAGUUAGCGAUAUGCACGAUCUGCGGUCGGCUGACGCAGCAGGUCACCUGAAUCUCAACCACGGGACUCCGAACGUCACGGAGCAGUUGAAUCGCCUGAAGCACCCGGACUACGAGACCGUCUACUAGCUGUCCAACUUUCACUGGUCGUCGAUCCUGAAGCUCUUCGGACGGUACGUUCUUCCCUCGAUCAAGCUAUCGCACGCGGUUAGUCCUCAAAUAGCUCAGAAACUUAGCAAUCUCGACGAGAAAGCCCCGCAUCACUUCCAUUGGAAGGCACUGGCCGCCGCGCUGGAUCCGAUCGACUUGAACGACGCCGACACCGGAGACGUUCCGAGCAUUAACACCGGCAACGUACCGUUCUACCCAAAGACGCCGAUAGAGAUCCUGCUUUGUUGUCUUCCGGUCUAAAUACAAGGCGACGUCCCAACGUCCCAACGACCUGGCAGCAGUACGGGUCGCAAGAAAUCCUACCAAACUUCGCCGAUCUGGUGUCUGGACUUUCUGGAUAAUCUCAUCGUGAUCGGGUGCGCCGACGGGCGGCUCGAGUUCUGGGACGGCACCACCGGCAACUUGAAGGUAAGCUCGUAGAUCUCAAGUCGUGUUGGCAGCUAACUGAGGUGCGUUUGUUUCAGGGCAUCUACGAACCAUUUACUGCUGCAGCAGGAUCUGCCGGCCGUUCGCAGCGGCAGAAUCGUGCCUCGCAUGCUUGGGCUAAACUACACACAUGAAGUGGAACUGGUAACCGGAACUCGCCUCCAUCCUUUUUUUUUUAAUGUUGGCUAAGUUUUGAGAGUAAAAAUAAUAAAAUAAUAAUAGCGCCGUGUUGUUAAUUUAUUUUAAACUUUGUUUUUAUUUCAAUCCCAAAAGAGAAAUCAAAAAACGCCCGAAGAUAGGCAACAUCUAAACCUGUGAAAUAUUUCCCC
This is a messenger RNA of Culex pipiens pallens (northern house mosquito), 1979 nucleotides long. RefSeq lists its product as uncharacterized. The transcript has 2 exons. Bases 172 to 1182 code for a protein of 336 amino acids. NCBI's taxonomy places the organism in Eukaryota, Metazoa, Arthropoda, Insecta, Diptera, Culicidae. The record is from RefSeq and is a predicted model, not a curated record.